UCGCUUUUCAAACGGCAGAAUGCUAAAUAAGGGCUUUGUUUGGCCGGACUAAGCAUAUCUGAGCGUGGCGAGGUUUCGAAAAGCGUUGGGAAACAGUUCACCUCCAAAGAGCUCCCUUACUGCGCCACUGUUUGGCAAGAGAGUGCGGUAUAGGACGACAGUGCAGUAGAAAAGCAGGUGUCCCGAAGUGCAGAAACCCAGCCUAAAACCCCAAAGAGCAAGCGAUGCAGAAACUCUGUAGAACGUUGCAAAGGAGAUGAGUUUGGAGGAGCAGCGAAUACAGUCAUCCACAAUAACCAGCAUGUCUCAGAAAGGGACAAAAAAGGGAGGAGCGCCCUCACCCAGAGCGAGCACGUCAUCAAACACCUCCUCUGGACACGGGACCCCUGGGCGCCCCGCGCUCCGCCAGCCCAAGUCAGGAGAAAAUGGCAACAGCUCCAAGAGCGGCAGGAGCCACAGCCAGGGCUCUGUAGCAGCUGUCUACCUGUCCUACCUCAACACUCUCUUUGGACAGGAUAGGGAGCUGAUGCCUGAGGAGUUGGAUGAGCUGCAGGUGGCCUUUAAGGAGUUUGACUACGAUGGAGACGGCUUCCUGCAUUACAAGGACGUGGCCGAUUGCAUGAGGACCAUGGGAUACAUGCCCACUGAGAUGGAGCUCAUAGAGAUUAUACAGCAGAUCAAGAUGAAAUGGGGCGGUCACGUGGACUUUGAUGAUUUCUGUACUGAGCUGAUGGGUCCCAGGAUGCUGGCUGAGACGGCUCACAUGAUGGGGAUGAGGGAGGUACGCAGUGCUUUCAAACAGUUUGACAGCGACGGAGAUGGGCGCAUCACCUUGGAGGAGCUGAAGGACAGCAUGAAGGCCCUGCUGGGUGAGAAGCUGAAGAAGGGCGAGCUGGAAGAGAUCCUCCAGGAUAUCGACCUCAACAAGGACGGUGGAAUAGACUUUGACGAGUUUGUCAUGAUGCUGUCGUCGCGGUAGCCUGCCUCAGCCGUCAGACUAACUAGCAAGACGCCCUGGAUGAGGUCUGGAUCUCCACACAAGUGGCACAGUUCUUGUGUCAAUUUCCUGUAGCAUUGUGCAUAAUGUCUGUAUGAAACGAUUUUGCAUAUUCAGAAGAUUUAGAUCUGAAUUAUUUUCCAGUGGAAAGACUUAGAUUGUAAGAUAACAAUUUAGGUCAAAUUGUUGCCUUUUUAAAAGUAUUUACAAUAAACUGGUUUAAGCAAUGCAGCAGAGGUCGAAGGAUGAGUUAUGAAACAAGACGAGUCUUGCAUUGACUCACCACUGCUAUGUAAGAGCUAUGUCGCCACCUUGUGGAAGCAUU
Molecule: messenger RNA, 1322 nt
Organism: Oncorhynchus masou masou (cherry salmon)
Lineage: Eukaryota; Metazoa; Chordata; Actinopteri; Salmoniformes; Salmonidae
Gene: cabp4
Product: calcium binding protein 4
Exons: 9
Coding region: 257-979 (240 amino acids)
Biological process (GO): regulation of voltage-gated calcium channel activity
Cellular component (GO): cytoplasm
Molecular function (GO): calcium ion binding; calcium channel regulator activity
Source: RefSeq, a predicted model, not a curated record